CUCUGCAGUUUCAUGUGAAUGCGAAUAUGAGCCAGUAGAUGGGCCACAAACAGAGAAACUCAAAGGAUCUUGAGCAUGCAGAGAAACUCAAAGGAUCUCGGGCAUAAUCGCUGCCGCACAAUACUUAUUCAAAGGGAACGCACACCUCGACUAUACAAGAAGAUGGACUCGACUCUUGGUUUCUGGAAAAAAUAAAACAACCGCCUCUGAGAUCAAAGACCUUUAAAGUUUCAGCCACAAUACCACUUUGUAGUUCACUUUGAAGCGCACGCUGCUGUCAGUAGUGUUGUGUCCUCUCUUCGGGAUUGGGCUCCAACCUGAAUGUUCUUUGGAAAAAAAGAAUUCGAAUUUUAAUAUUCAACAGGACAGUGUUGCAGAAAUAUAUACAUAUAUAAGUAUAAAACAUUUUUAUUUACUUUCCCUUUUGUGUAUAUCCCGAUUGUUGAAGGCUGUGAAGCAGUCCAGAUUUCUUUAUAGAUCAGCAGGAUUAUACAUUAACCAGAGGAGGUCAAAUUUAAUAAAGUGAAGACAGAAAGACGUUUUGUUUAAACCUGCGGAGACUUGACAGGAUAGAAAAAUGUCAUUUUCUACCUUCAUUGGAGUUCACGUCUCUCUUUUCCUUAUUAUUAUCAUAAAUGGUAUAGGAGAGUGCACCUUGCUACACUAUGCAGACAGCAGGUCAAACCCUCUGUCACUGGAGAAGAAUGUCGGAAGGCUGCCUAAGGAUUUCCAGUGUCAUCACAUGCUGAAACAUCUGCACAAUGGAGCCAGGAUUACAGUGCAGAUGCCACCUAACAUUGAGGGACACUGGGUCUCUACAAGCUGUGAAGUGAGGUCAGGCCCCGAGUUCAUCACCAGGUCGUACAAGUUCUACAAGAACAACACUUUCAAGGCCUACCAGUUUUACUACAGGGACAACCACUGCACCACACCCACCUACACACUGGUGAUCCGGGGGAAGCUGCGUCUCAGACAGGCCUCCUGGAUCAUCCGGGGCGGCACUGAGGCCGACUACCAGCUGCACCGCAUCCAGAUCAUCUGCCACAGCGAGUCGGUGGCCAAAGAGAUGAGCCAGCGGCUGAACCGCAGCUGCCGGGGGGUGAUGGGAGGAGAGGCUUCCUUGGAGCCCAACGUCAGCUCCGACCUGUGGAACGAGGACAUGGGCUGCGACUGCUCCCGGGCACUCAACUUCGCAAUGCACGAGCUGCAGCUGAUGCGGGUGGAGAAGCAGUACCUGCACCACAACCUGGACCACCUGGUGGAGGAGCUCUUCCUGGGGGAUAUCCACACAGAGCCUGCCCAGAGAAUGUACUACCGGCCCUCCAGCUACCAGGCUGCUCUGCAAAAUGCCAAGAACCACGACCACACGUGUAUUGCGUGCCGCAUCAUCUAUCGGUCUGACGAGCACCACCCGCCCAUCCUGCCCCCGAAGGCAGACCUGACCAUCCGGCUGCACGGCCAGUGGGUGAGCCAGCGGUGUGAGGUGCGGCCGGAGGUGCUCUUCCUCACCCGACACUUUGUUUUUCAUGACAAGAACAACACCUGGGAGGGGAACUACUACCAUUACUCCGACCCUGUAUGCAAGCACCCCACCUUCACCAUCUAUGCCAAAGGCCGCUAUAGCCGUGGGGUGCACUCCAACAAGGUCAUGGGAGGGACAGAGUUUGUCUUCAAAGUGAACCAUAUGCAAGUGACACCCAUGGAUGUAGCCACUGCCUCCCUCCUCAAUGUUUUUAAUGGCAAUGAGUGUGGAGAGGAGGGCUCCUGGCAGGUUGGGGCAGAGCAGGACGUGACACACACCAAUGGCUGUGUGGCACUGGGGAUCCGUCUUCCCCACACUGAGUACGAGCUGUUCCGCAUGGAGCAGGAUGCUCAUGGGCGCUACCUGCUCUAUAAUGGACAGAGACCCAGCGACGGCUCCAGCCCUGAUCGGCCUGAGAAAAGGGCCACCUCCUUCCAGACUCCGCUGUGCCAGUGCUCCUCUACCAGCCAGGGCUCUGAAAGGAGCUCACAUGAGAUCGAUAGGGCCCACCGCAUCAACAGUGGCUCAGACACAAACUGCCGGGGAACUCUCAGCAUCCUCACCAUGGUCUACCUUCUCCUGUUCUUAAGCUAAAGAAUAAAUAAAGAACAAGGCAGCCAAACCUGGUGGCUAUCCAAAAAUUAGAAGGAAACAGAGAUACACCAUGGCUGCGUAGCCCCUUUCCUCAAAGGAAGUCUGUUUAUUUACUUGAUGCACUUGAAUGCCUCAGAACUCUUUUUUGGGGGAGGCUGAGGUGGUGGAGAGGGAGGAAAGACAUUCCUUUGAACUUUUUCUUUAUUUUUUAUUUGAACUCUAUCCAGUCAAGCUUGGACUUGAAACUGCUGCACAACAUUAACUGCACUUUACUGGAGCAGAUGUAUAUCUAUAUUUCCAGCUGGUGUUGACCGAAGGGGGGCAGCUUAAGGCAGAGAAAAAAAAAUAAUAAUAAUAAUUCUACAGUUGAAAUGUCCUGUUUUGACAUUUUUUUCACUGUAUUGGCUUUAAUACAAUCAGGAAAAAACAUUUAAACCCUUGCCUGAUAGUGCCUAAUAAUCCAGAUUUGUCCUGAAGAAUGUGGCGCUAUCGCUGUUUUUUUCUCAGACUUGAUAGUUAAUGUUUGUAGAAGAACCAACUAACCUAAUUCCAGAAACUGUACAAAGGGAAGUACAAGGACCAGAUACAGCAAGUUUUGGGGUGCACAGCAAACAAGCUAAAAUCUAAACUUUUCUUUGUGCUCUUCUUAAUCUUUUAUAAUUAAGCAGAUUUGUGUUGUGAAAUUCUAGUGCCACUUUCUUUUAUUCAUUUUACAAAAGGGUCUCCAUCAUUAUUUUAUUUAUAUAAUUUCAAAGUCUGUUUAAACAACAAUUCACAAGUUUUCAGGGGCUGUUGUAAGGUGAACCUCUUAUGUGAUCAGUGCCUUUAGUUUUCUGUAAACUAUUGUUUAGUAUUACAAUUAGCCCGACUGGAUUCAACUGGCAUUUUUGAGAAAGUACUUUAGAAUUUACCACUGUUUGUGAUUAUGUGUCAGACUUGGUUUAGGUGGCUUUGUAAAAUGUUUGUCUGCAGAACUAGAUCAACUAUAUAAAUUAAAUAUUUGGAAAUAUAUUUUGAGCUAUCUCAGUGUUCAGUUCUUGUCUUUAUUUGGUUUUCAGCGGUGAAGCUGAAGUUUUACAUGUUCCCUUAAAAAACGACUCCAAGGAAAACAAUGUAAAAUUCACUGCUAAGGCAGUCCAAAUACACAGGCUUGGAAAUAUAAAACUAAGCUGACAUUAGAAUGCCUAAAACAUUGGUUGUGUACCAUGUACCGGUCCAGGGGAGCAUGGAAACUCAAAACAAAACUGCAGGGUAUUGGCAUAAAAAAGUGAUGGAAUAAAACCAGUUUUAACCAGUAUAGCCUAGUUGAGACAUUUUGCAGUGUGUGCCUGGUAUUAAUCCUUUUUAGAUGAGCUGGAAUAUCCAUGCAUGUAAAGAAGGCACUUGGUCCAACAACUAGAACACAAUAGGGGUCAUGUAUCAAGCGUUUGCGACGGCAUUAAGGCCAUAGCUCUGAGUUUAUGCUGGCCCGUGUGUAUCGUGACACUUUUGGCAAGUUAAGGCCGUUUUAGCACCACCAAAAUGCGCUCCGCCGCUCAUUAGCCUUGCAUUUUAAGGUGUGUCAAGCCUUAAUUAUAUGCAUGGGCAAAUUGUAGGUGGGGCUCAUUUGUAAAUGAAGUCUGAAUUUUGUGUUUUCCUUCAUACAUACUGUACAUUUCUAGUAAUAUGUACAGUAUGAGGAAUUCACCAAUCAUGAAGCCAGUAUUUGUUUGACCUUGUUGUCGUAGUAACCAAAUGCAUGGCAUUGAGCCGGACCAUGUACAGCUACUGUAGCGCUGCUUCUACGUCAUAAAAGUAUGAAAUCAACAGUGGAGAUGAAGAGUACAGUAAUGUAAAAUACUGUAAGGAAAAUAAAAUGCAUAUUUUUCACUGUAGGCAGCCAAAUACACGAUUUUUGUGAAAUUCGUGAUAUCGUGAAUUUUCAGGGGCUUCUUAUGACGGAGAGUGCAGACUCCUAACCUUCCUGAACAACCCAGGAAUAGAGGGAGAGUGCUGAGAAGAAGGGAGAGUAUUUAGGGUCUGCAUUACCCUUUCUGAUCUCCCUGAGGAUGACAUUUGUGCAUGGCAGAGCGCUACUUUACACUUCACGAUUCACGAUAUCACGAAUUUCACGGAAGUUGUGUAUUUGACUUCCUACCAUGAAAAAUAUGCAUUUUAUUUUUACACUCCGCCAAUUUAGCGCUGCAUCGGUCGACCUUGAUACAUGUUCCCCUUAGUUGCUUAUUGACAAGGAAACUCAAAACAGCCCAAGCUUCAAAUAAAUAUUGUGUUAUUUAUCAACAAAUCAACAGAGAGAGAUAUGGAAACAAUUCAGAUAUUGUGACCAAUUUUAGGUGCAAUUGUUAUGGCUGUAUUUUUUUCAUGGUUAUCACGGAUUUUACCCAUUUUUGUGUAAUAUGUAGUUCCUGUGAAAAUUCCCAUUUCUGAAAGUGUUUUCACUAAGUGUUUACAAUAGUGUAAACAUCCAUAUUUUUUUAUCACUUAAAAAUAAAUACAGCAAAUGUUUGCCUUAUUGACGCACUUCCUGUUACACUGCAUAUAGGAACCUGGCAGACGGUUUAGUUUGCUUCCAGUAACUGAUUGAACACACUGCGUGAUUUCUUUGAAAUGUCUUCACCGAAAAAGACACUAGCUGCACCAAAUAUUGGAAAUAUGUCUGCUAAAGAUAACUCUGUCCAGUACAAGAGGGGAACAUUUCACUUGUCUGUUGUUGUUUUUAUAUUUAUUUGUGUUUUUACUUUCUUUGAUAAUUCACUGAAUGUAGAAUGUCUUUAAAAGGUAGUCAUAAAAAAGUGAAAUAUUCUACAAUUAAGCAUUUACUGUUUUUCAGGUAAGCAUUUAAAUAUUUAGGAACAUUUGUUGUAUAAUAAUGCUACAGAUAAUGAUACAUUUUGAAUGUGACAAUGCUAUUUUUUCUGCUUUAAUAAAUAUUAUGUUUAAUCAUGAA
Acipenser ruthenus (sterlet) is the source of this 5063-nucleotide messenger RNA. Its product is annotated as protein APCDD1-like. Lineage: Eukaryota; Metazoa; Chordata; Actinopteri; Acipenseriformes; Acipenseridae. Gene Ontology annotation, molecular function: Wnt-protein binding. Gene Ontology annotation, cellular component: plasma membrane. The coding region runs from base 578 to 2116 and encodes 512 amino acids. The record is from RefSeq and is a predicted model, not a curated record. The transcript has 5 exons. Gene Ontology annotation, biological process: negative regulation of Wnt signaling pathway.